AUGGCACCAUGUCCAUUGAAUCAUGAAAUAGGAGCAGGCAACCAAUUCUUCGAUGCCCUUGAGGCUGAUAGGAAUGGCGAGCCGAAGUCGUUCGUGAAUUACCAAAAUCAGACCUUCUCGUCCUUUGCUCUAUCAGGCUCCCGCCAAGAUGCUGCGGCUGAAUCGUCGCUCAAUCAACUUGACGGUCACCUCCCCUACGGCGAAAAGCUGGAUAUAAGCAAUGAGGAGUCUCUCAAUAGGUUGAACUUGACUCUUAUGAACAUGGUUUGGAGUCCCUUCCAAAAGUAUCCGUCAGGCAAAGGAUUGUCAAAAGAGUACGUGAGGAGUUUGAAAAAACGCAUUCUCUUCAAGCCGCAUAAUGUAUUCGAUCCUGCCGAGGUUGUCGCUAAAAUGCGCCACCUGAGAGAGUGUUGUCGGAGAACUCGGGAUAGGUUCCCUACUGUAAAUGCAUACUGGAGGCAAGCUUCGGUGAUCUUGGAGGAGAUAGAUUUCGAGUCUCUCGACCACGAACUGUAUAAUUUCUUGUACACGACCAUGCCGAAGGAUCGACUGUUAACAGCCGUUGUUAUGUAUUUUGAGGACCUUAAUUCCGGGUCCUGGGCCACUGGCCUUGACCUUGGAAGAUCUUAUCGUAACCAGAAGUCGAAGAACCUCUCCCUAAUCCACUAUCUCGGCGAUGGUUAUUCAUGGUUCUCUACUGACUGGGCCGUGAAUGAGCUUCUCCAUGCGACUCGAAGCUGUCCGACUCCGCAAGCUUUCAACCCGGUCUCGAACUGGGGAUAUUGCGUAAUGCUGUGCAAAUUGAGACGAAGUGUCGGUCUCUCUGCGGGUCUUCAAGCUGGACUGUACAAGCUUUUCUUCGAGAAAGGGUCGGAUUUCCUCUCAGAGGCUCUCGGGGAUACACUGGAGUUAAUUGGAGGUCUAGCUGUGAUGUAUGGUAGAGCGAAGCUCUUCUCUCUGCUCGUGCAGAACUGCUUAUAUCUGGCCACGGUAGGUGGAGUAGCUCUCGACGAUCCUAGACAGGAGCUCCGGGAUCCCUGCGACCUUCCGCGAGUUUUUUGUGAUGAGGAACACGGCCGUGGCUCUACUUCGAGUAUUGAACAGUUCGAUGCUGAUUUGAACGAUUGGGCUGGGGGUUUGGACGCGUGUAAAAUGCCUCAGGGGUGGAAGAGGCAAUGUAAGAUAUCGGCCAGCUCUGGAGCAACGGAGAUAUCGUGGCUAUCAUACUCGCAUCCUGAUCCUUACGUGGCCUAUUGCAUGCGAACCAAUAUGCUCUUCCGUAGUCUGAGCAAAUACUGGUCAUUGCAAAAAGAUGCCCCUCGCGAAAAUCGAAACUAUCGAGGAAAGAGGCAGGCUGGCUUAGCACUCCGCAUCUACCCGGCGCUGAACAAGUUCUUCCGAGGUACCAAAUGUGAGGAGAUAGUGCGAAAGUACUCGCCUAACAACAAUGCUAUUUUAUUGGUAGAGGAGUAUGAGAGCCACGCGGCAAAAGAAUUGCAGCAGAAGCGGUCGAAAGAGGACGAGCGUGAGGAAUCGAAGUAG
Perkinsus marinus ATCC 50983 is the source of this 1542-nucleotide messenger RNA. RefSeq lists its product as hypothetical. The transcript has a single exon. The record is from RefSeq and is a predicted model, not a curated record. Bases 1 to 1542 code for a protein of 513 amino acids. Lineage: Eukaryota; Perkinsozoa; Perkinsida; Perkinsidae.